AUGACUGACUACAAAUACUACAAGGACCGUCAACUGUCUUUGGUGUUAGCACCAUUCUCUGGUGGCCAAGGUAAAUUAGGUGUUGAAAAGGGUCCAAAAUACAUGUUGAAGCAUGGUUUACAGAAGGACUUGGAAGAGUUGGGUUGGGGAACCGAGAUCCAAAGUCCCUUAGAUGAGGAAGAAUACGUUAAAAAGGUGAAGGAGAACACCCAGGACCAAUUCGGAAUCAUCAAGAGACCACAACUUGUCGGUGAAGCCACUGAACUUAUCUACAAAUCUGUGACCGAUGUACUAAGCAGGGACAGAUUCCCAGUUACCCUUGGUGGUGACCACUCUAUAGCGAUCGGUACAGUUUCUGCUGCUUUGGACAAGCACCCAAACGCUGGUUUGCUUUGGAUUGAUGCACAUGCUGAUAUCAACACUUUGGAAUCUUCUCCAUCUGGUAACUUACACGGUUGCCCUGUUUCAUUCCUUUUGGGCUUGAACAAAGGUAAGCACGAAAGCUUAAAGUCUUUGGAUUGGGUUCCAGGCAAACUGAAGCCAAACAAGAUUGCAUACAUCGGUUUAAGAGAUGUAGACUCUGGAGAAAGGAAGAUUUUGAAGGAGUUGGGUAUCAAAGCCUUCUCUAUGUACCAUAUUGACAGAUAUGGUAUUAACACUGUUAUCGAAAUGGCACUAGAAGCCAUUAAAGAUCCUGAAUCAGAAAAUACACCAAUUAUUUGCUCUUACGAUGUUGACUCGAUCGACCCACUAUUCGUGCCAGCUACAGGCACACCAGUAAGAGGUGGCUUGACUUUGAGAGAAGGUUUAUUCUUAGCAGAAAGAUUGGCAGAAACUGGUAACUUGAUUUCCUUAGAUGUUGUCGAGUGUAACCCAGAUUUGGCUAUCCAAGAUAUUCAUGUGUCUAACACAAUUUCUGCUGGCUGUGCUAUUGCAAGAUGUGCCUUGGGUGAAACUCUGUUGUAA
Nakaseomyces glabratus is the source of this 966-nucleotide messenger RNA. RefSeq names its product arginase (gene CAR1). The record is from RefSeq and is a predicted model, not a curated record. Gene Ontology annotation, molecular function: manganese ion binding; arginase activity. Gene Ontology annotation, cellular component: cytoplasm; nucleus; cytosol. Lineage: Eukaryota; Fungi; Ascomycota; Saccharomycetes; Saccharomycetales; Saccharomycetaceae.